AUGGAGAAGGAUGCCCAUGAGUAUCCACAAAUGGAGCAGACUAAGGAGGAGUAUGCUGCACAUACUGAUGAUAUUCAUGAUGCUGAUGAUGUCUCUGCACAUGCUAAUGAUAUUCAUGAUGCUGAUGAGCAGGAUCAGCAGCCCGGAUUCCCUGGGGGACCGGUGGUGACACAUGUGUUGAUACAGUAUGAACACCACAUGGCUCGGAGAUUAUGGGAAGGAGAGCUGAAGAAGUUUGUUGAAGUUCAUGUGCCAGCUCUUGUACAACAUUGGAUUCCGGAAUCUGGGCUGCUACAUCUGUCUUCAGCUUACAUCACAAUGGCUGAUGUUGGUCUGAUAUCUGCAUUUGUUGAAAGGUGGUAUAGGGAGACCAGCUCAUUUAACUUUUUUUUUGGAGAGAUGACCAUCACGUUAGACGACGUCGAUGCUCUCCUUCACAUCUAA
Molecule: messenger RNA, 444 nt
Organism: Cicer arietinum (chickpea)
Lineage: Eukaryota; Viridiplantae; Streptophyta; Magnoliopsida; Fabales; Fabaceae
Source: RefSeq, a predicted model, not a curated record